CUGAACACAACACUUCAUCCAUCAAUCAAAAGAUCCGCAUAUGGUCACAUUACAGGCAGUAACAUGUUUGUAAAUUCAAACACGUUAGAGGGAAGUAACGAGCGUGGAAGUUCUAGUGGGCUAUAUCACUUUAAGAGUUUUAUUGAUAAUUUGUAUUGCCACGUCAUCAGUGUGUUUCACCCACGUCUGAUUGAACUAGGGCGCAAGUAUUUCUUUUAUGUUUCAAUCAUAAUAGUUAGAGCGAGCAUAUCUCUCUCUUCUGAAUGGAAAACAAUAUUACUGUGCUCCACGUGGUAUACUAUCAGUGCAAUCGGCAGUAUUGUUAAUAAAGUGUUCUUACAAAAUUUCCCAUUCCCCUUAACUUUGUCCUUAUGCCAUCUUCUAUGUGUCCCCUUUCUGGCAUAUCCAUUCUUAAAGUAUUGGAAAAUAGAGAAAACUCACUUAUCAAAAAUUGAGUUUCGACAUCUUCUUUUGCCAUUAUCGAUAGGCAAAGCGUUAGCUGUUGGCAGUGCGUAUUGUGGUCUUUUGGAAGUUCCGAUAUCUUAUUCACAAGCUGUCAAAGCUUCCAUGCCUUUCUUCGCAGUUCUCCUAAGCAGAAUAAUCCUCAAGGAGAAACAGUCAUACUUGGUCUAUCUGUCAUUGUUCCCAAUUGUCUUAGGUGUAAUCAUAGCAUCUAUCACGGAAAUAUCUUUCUCUUUGAAAGGUUUAUUAUUUGCUUUGUUUUCCACUUUUACUUAUGCCAUACUCAGUAUAGUAAUGAAAAAGCUCAUGAAAUGUACCGGUAUUCACCCUUUGUAUUUGCUGGUUUUGAAUUCGGAACUGUCGGCCGUUUGUCUUAUGCCAUUUUGGUUUGUUAGUGACGGAAUUCCUUUCUGGAGUGGAAGCUCUGAAAUCGGGUAUGAUCGUGCCGCCUAUGAGAUGUACUUCUUGCUUAUGUGUUCCGCAUCUCUAGCCUUCAUGCAAAACGUAUGUGCGUUCCAAUUGAUCCAUCGGCUAUCAGCAUUAUCGUACUCGGUUUGUAACGCAACAAAGAGAAUAACUGUAAUAUUCUCUUCGUUAGCCACUCUACACAAUCCGGUUACAAGCUUUAAUAUUUUUGGAGUGUCGUUAUCAGUCAUAGGAGUGCUUUGUUACAAUAAAGCUAAGCAAGUAGAAUCCGUUCACCCACCAUAUUUUUCAUAG
Molecule: messenger RNA, 1182 nt
Organism: Auanema sp. JU1783
Lineage: Eukaryota; Metazoa; Nematoda; Chromadorea; Rhabditida; Rhabditidae
Source: the annotation of a GenBank genome assembly